This is a messenger RNA of Fopius arisanus, 714 nucleotides long. It is a transcript of the gene Chrac-14, whose product is annotated as DNA polymerase epsilon subunit 3 Chrac-14. The transcript is spliced from 2 exons. Gene Ontology annotation, cellular component: epsilon DNA polymerase complex; CHRAC. Gene Ontology annotation, biological process: heterochromatin formation; leading strand elongation; DNA damage response. Lineage: Eukaryota; Metazoa; Arthropoda; Insecta; Hymenoptera; Braconidae. Gene Ontology annotation, molecular function: protein heterodimerization activity; chromatin DNA binding. The record is from RefSeq and is a predicted model, not a curated record. The coding region runs from base 154 to 525 and encodes 123 amino acids.
AUUCCCCGGGCACUAGUGUAAUUGUGAAAAUCGAAUACAUUGGCGGGAAAGAGUUGUUUAGGCGUUGUUCAUCAACCGAAAGUUAUAAACAACACAGGAAAUAUAGUCUAGUGAAUCUGAAAGUGUUGUUGGUUAUCCUAAAUCAAUAAAAAUAUGGCUGAAAAAUUGGAAGACCUGAAUCUUCCGAAUGCAGUCGUUACCCGAAUUAUCAAGGAAGCCCUUCCGGAUGGUGUGACAGUGGGAAAAGAGGCGAGAGUUGCUGUGGCUAAGGCUGCAUCGAUAUUCAUCCUCUACCUGACGACAACAGCUAAUACAAUUGCUAAAAAAGGUAACAGGAAGACGAUAAGUGGGCCUGAUGUACUCCAGGCCAUGGAGGACAUCGAGUUCGACAGGUUCAUCGAGCCCCUCAGGGAAGCCCUCGAGAAUUUCAAAAAAUCACAGAGAGAGAAGAAAGACGCCAACACCAAGAAAAAACAACAGAGGAAGGAUGAGGAGGACGGCAACGACAUGAUUGAGGAUGAAUAAAAAUGUCUUUAAUUUACUUGAAAUUUAAACAUUAAGAUUAAAAUUUUAUACAUAUUUAUAAACAAUUAAAAUUAAAUAAUUUCAUGGAGUUCUUGAAUUCUAGGGGUUCAUAUCAUAGAAGAUAAGGAGAUAAGCGUGUGGCAUCCUUUAGAAUUUUUUUUUAUUCAAUUAAAUGAACAGUUUAAUUAA